Molecule: messenger RNA, 14339 nt
Organism: Bactrocera dorsalis (oriental fruit fly)
Lineage: Eukaryota; Metazoa; Arthropoda; Insecta; Diptera; Tephritidae
Gene: fusl
Product: retrovirus-related Pol polyprotein from transposon 297
Exons: 2
Coding region: 6562-8277 (571 amino acids)
Biological process (GO): neuron-neuron synaptic transmission; neuromuscular synaptic transmission; clustering of voltage-gated calcium channels
Cellular component (GO): presynaptic membrane
Source: RefSeq, a predicted model, not a curated record
UAUAUUGAAUUUCAGUUGUUAUUUCAUUUACAUUUUAUUUAUUUUUAAUUAUUUAUAUUAUUACUAGGACAAUGCUCGGAGCCCUUCAUAAACGUAAAAAAAUGCAUUGCACAAUUUCGCAAAGAAAGGUUGUAAUGCAAAAUGCUUUGUAAGGUUCUACAAUUUAAAAAUUAACUUCGGUUAAUGCGAAAGCAGAUCCAUUUUGUUGGCAAACAUGUUCCCAAAAUGCUACUUGUGUUCCUGGAAUUAAUAAUAUUUAAUUGAAGACUUUUGCAUCAAUAUAUGUAUAUAAACUUUUGUCCAACACGAUUUAAUCAGUGUCCCAAAGUCGUUGUUUUUUCAACUGCGCUAUCUUUUUUGCUGGGUGCUAGGUGCUGGGUAAUUAAAGUCUUUAUCAAUUCUCUUGAAGAAUCACCGUUGCGCAAGAUAUUUAGCUCGCUUCUUAAGGCCAACACUUUCAUAAUUAAAAUUUUAUUGCUGGAUUUAUAUAAUCUUUAAUAAUAAUUGUAAGCAAAUAUUUAGUAUUCCUAAACUUACCAUUCUCGUUGCUCAAGAUGUAAACUAAGAAUUAAAUUUGUGAAUUUUCAUUGAGAAGGUAUCGAAAACAGUAGUAGUAGUGCUGUUAUUAUGAUUAUAAUCAUUUAUUAAUUUAGAGCUGGCAGCCUUAAUUAAGUAUUGAAAAUUUGAAAGUCAGUUGUUUCAAUAUACCAAAAAAUCAUAAAAAUGAUUAAAAUAGUUUAGCCAUACAUAAUAUUAAAAGUUUAAAAUAUAAUAAUUUUUAAUCGAAAUAAAUGUUGGGCGUUUCAAUUUAAAUGGAAAAUGAUAUAAAAAACGCUAAUUUUGAGUCGCUCUCAAGCUGAAAAUAUGUAACUUGUAAUUUUCUGCACUAAUAGUAGAUAAAAAGCACAAUACCGCUAUCAUUGGCGACGAUUGAAAUAUUGAAUUCAAUUCUUCAGGCAUAUGUAAGAGAGAGAAAAGAAGAAUAAGACAAAAUCUUUAACGUAACUUUUGACAAAUAUAUGGACAUAUGCAAAUUGUGAAAAAGGAACAAACGAAAGGCACGGUAUUAUUAUUUUAGUUUUCUUCUCCAAUUUUUAUAGAAUGUUAUGCAAUAAUCAUAAGAAUAUCAUAUAUGUAAUGAAAAAUUUCUUACUUCUUCAUUUACAUAUAUGAAAGCUUUGAAUUGAAUUAAUUACAACUUAUGAGUAAAACCAAACGGAAUUCAUUAUAAUUUUGUUUUAUUUUUUACAUCAGGUCUACUGUUCAUGAAUCUUAUCAGUUUUAUGUGGUAUUUUUCACUCUGUGUAGUUUCGUUAAUAUUCUUAUUAGCACAGCAAAGUAUUUUCGUAAAUUUAUAUUUAUUUGGCAAAUAUAUUUAAUAAUUUAAUUAAUAAGACAAAAAUUUAAAUGCCGCAAUUGCGUUCAACAGUUAAAAAAAAAAAUAUCAAAAACUUUCAUAGCAUCCCUGGCUUUCGUUAAAAAUGCUUAUUUAUACCAUUUAUACAAAAUUACUACACGCCGUGUAAUGAUCCGUAUGAGACGCGAAUAGAUAUCGUACAAAUGUGAAACGAACUGUUGUUACUUUUAAAUUGAGUUAACUAAUUACUGAUUUGAUAGUUACUGGGUUGAGUGAGAUCACCGCACAGGUUAUCAUAGGAUUUGUUUACUAAUUCCACAUCAUUUGUCACCGUCCACCUUGUCAGUGAGCCUACACUCUGUGAAAUGAAAAUAACGGAUAGUUGUUGAACGAGCUUUUUAAUCUGUAUAUGUCGAUCCUAGUGUGAUAAAAGAAGAAUAUGUUCGGUGAAUUAAUGAAAUUCAAAUUAUAAAAUUCGGGUUCAGUGUCAAAUAUAUAAUUAUGUAUCUACAGAAUAACGAUAAGUUCAAUAAAGCAUGGAGAGUUAAGUGCGAGUUCCGUUAUCAAACAAUAAUGUAAUAAUUUAUUACAUUCUUGUGUUUUAGGUACAUAUGUAUGUACAUAGAUGAAUAUGUAUGAGCUUAAAUGUCAACAUAUUACUAUAUGUAAUUUACAUCAGUAUGUAUGCGCUAUGUAGGCAACGAAGUACCUCCCUCGUCGUACACUUUUUUACACAAGCUCUGUAUACUAGAAUAAAAUAACAGUUGUGUAUAGAGCUAAAUGCGCUUACGUCCAUUUCACAUACAUACGCUUUUAAAUAUACCAACAAAGCUUACAUUGUCGAACGGCGUGUUUUGAAUGAGUACGUUUUAUCUGCAUUCGCCACCACUGUAGAAAGUUAGAAAUACAAAAUAGAUAGCUGAUGCUACUGAUCAGUGUUCGGUCGAACAGUUGUUUUGCUCGCAAUUCGCGUUUCGUAGCGAUUGUGAGCAAAUGAACAAACAAUCUAAUUCACAUAUUGUAAGUUCUCCACACAUACAUUAAUAUAAUUUGUGCUUUAAAGUUAUCUUCAUGCGUUGAGCUGGGAUUGUGAUUUUGGAAGAAGCACAUGGGUAGUUUACAGUUUUCCCUUUAACAUAGCAGUGGUGUGUUGAUACGAAAUCAAGAAAUAUCAAGUAACGAAUUUUCCUCAUAUCCAUGAAAUGGUUCACAAAGGAAAAUUUUAAACAAUUGAUGUAAUUUCCAUCAACACAUAGAAAUAUUAUUCGCUGUGUUUAAAAUUAUAAUUAUUGCAAUAUCUUAUUAGUUAUUUGUUUUGGCCAAUAUUAAGUAUUGUAAUAUAUAAUAGUAAUUGGAAGGAUUUUUAGAUUUUAUUUGAAACCAAAACAGCGAGGAUACGUAAAUAUAAAAAACUAUUUGAAUCACAUUGCUCGUACAGUAGUUUAGAGUUGGAAUUAGCAAGUCUUAUAAAUUAAACUUUCCUCUGUUGACUGUUAUCUAAAAUUUUCAUAAUUUCACAAUAUGUCGCCGUGAGUACAAUAGGUUGUCAACUUAACGUUUGUUUGUAACACCUAAAUCAAUCAUGUGCAAGAGACAACUGAUCUUUACUCAGCGAUCUUUAAUGAAAUCACUUGCAUUCUAUGGAGGUUUUUAUGGCUUAUGGGGAAGAACGAACUAUUUUCACGUCUACAAAAUUCCGUUAAGCGAAAAAUGAUAAAGUACUAUAACUAAGACACAAACUAAGCUACAGCACUGAAAUUUGGUGGUGAGGAUCGCCAUACGCAAAUGCGUUUGUGAUCAAAGUAUAUCAGAUGCCCAACCUCUUACAGCUUAAAUUUACACGGGGUUAACUAUUUCUCAAUACAAAAAUAUAAAUUAAUUAAAUUUUAUAUUUUAAUCCCGAAGAUGGGAUUAAAAUUUAAAUUUUUUUUUAAUCCCGUUCUUGGGAUAUAAUAUCUCCGCAGCUGUAUCGUCCCAUUUUUAUAAAAAUAUUUUUUGCUGAAAUGUUUGGUUAUGGCGUAUAUAACUAAGUUAUAUCUUAUUCAAAGGUUAUUUUAAAAACUACUUAAUUUGCAAUAACUGUCUAAAAACUGUCGAAUUUUCACCGUAGAGAUAGUACAUAUUGGUGGAAUAAAAAUCCAGAGAAAAUCCAUGGCGCUUUUUUGUAUUGGAAUAAUCCAUGUCUUACACAAUGUUAGUGGUUAGUACUGAGUUAUCUUUAAAACAUUCACAGACACAAUUAAUUAAAUGGAAAAUUAAAUGAAAUCGUAAUAAAUAACAAAAGAGUUCAUAACCUUUAAUAUAACAACGAUUAUGUUGAACAACGAAUAUUAUAUUCCUCUCAAUAGCUGAAAAUAUUAUCACGCUUUGGAUCCUUUCUACUUGUGAGAGUAUACAACUUUCGGCUCAACAAAAGCUUAGACUUUCCUUAUUUUUUAUUAUUAUGGCGAGCCGAAGGUCCUGGCAGCCAGUGCUCCUUUUUUCGUGUAAAAUAAUAAUUGUAUUAUUUUUUCACAUUUAUAAAUAAAAUAAAAUAAAUUAAUUAAUUAUGGAUUAUUUUAUUAGUAUAAAUAAUAACGAAUUACUUAAAAUUAAUUUCUUAUAAUCUAAGGCAGCACGAAGUGUUAGCGAUUUAUUGAAAUCUCUAACAUCUAUAUGUUAUGUGCUAUCUUUCGUAUAUUAUAUGUUACAUACAUACUUAUAUGUACAUAUAGUACAUACGAUGUCUACAAGCUCAACUGCUGACUACUUGCCGGAGUUCUACUUCUAAAUAAUAUAUGUACGGUUAUUGUUUUGGCUGUUUAUAAAAAUCUUCACAUUGAGUAUUGUACUUAUAUGCCAUACACAUCUCUGCCAAAUGCUUCUUCAUGUCAGCCGAAAACAACCUAUUUUAAAAUUGUUUGAUAUUAGUCGGAAAGUGGUCUUGCACGUUGAUUGUUCAUACAUACAUAGUAAAUAUACCAACAUAACUUUCUUACAACGAUUUGUUUUCUAUGUAUGUAUACGUUUUAUUUGCAUUUGCCACCACUGUAGAAAUUUUGAAAUGCAAAAUAGACAGCAGAUGCUACUGAUCAGUGUUCUGUACAAUAGAUAUAGUAUAUUGCUCACAAUUCGUGAUUCGCAGAGAUUGUGCGCAAAUGAACUAACAAUUUAAUUCACAUUCCGAAAGUUCUCCACAGAUGAAUAUAAUUUGUGCUUUAAAGUUAUCUACAUGCGUUGAGCUCUGAUUCUGAUUUUGGAAAAAGCGCAUGAUUAGUUUCAAGUUUUCCCUUUAACAAAGCAGUCGCGUGACGAUACGAAAACAAGAAGUACGAAUUCGACUUAUGAAUUGCAAACGGCUCAAAUUAUUUAAAUUUUAUCUCGAUAUAAAAUAUCCGUAUUUGUCGUUAAAAGUUAUAAUAAACAAUAAUUGUGCGCAUACAUAUUUCAUUUAUUGUUAGUACAAAAUAGUUUACCUGAAAUGCUUCACAUCGGAAAGUUUUAAACAAUUGAUGUGCUUUACAAUAACACAAAAAAAGAUUAUUCGUUGUGUUUAAAAUUACAAUAAUUAUAAUACAUUUAUUAGUUGUUUGUUUCGGCAUACGUUAUGAUUAUACUACAUCAAAAGGAUUUUUCGAUAUUUCUUCAAAUAUUGUAAGGAUAUUCAAUGAAUUUGCAUAUGCUCAAAUACAUGAGACAUAUAGGUAAAAACAUAUCAAGAACCUUAUACAUCUAUUCAUCUGAAUAGUAUUUUCUGACGUAGACGAUCAACUUCAAACCCAACACAGAGCCAGACAGACAGCAAUAUAAUAUUCAACAACAACACCAGCAACCAACUGCACAUCCUAAUCAACUUUAAACUCAACAUAGUGACAAUAUUUUUUCCAUCCUUGGAAACACAUCCAGAUCAACUUCAACACAGAGCCAGACAGACAACUUCAACACAGAGCCAGACAGAUACCAAUAUAAUAUUCAACAACAACAUCAGAAAGUGAGAAUCCGAUUAACUAUUUUAUAUAUAAUUAUUAUUAUUAUUAAAUGUAUGUAACUGAAAAAAUUAGCAUAGAGUAAGAAAUUGAAAGAAAAUUACUAUAUACGUCUGGAAAACAAGAGAAAAAAAAGGGAAAUAAAAUGGCAGUACCAGUUCAAAACAUUCUUACUAUAAACCCUUUAAAAUAUCUUAAUAACUUACCUGAAUUCUGUGGCGACUCAAGAGACCUACAGACAUUCACCACACUUAUUAACCGAAUACACCCACACCUACAAACAUAUGACGAACUGUCCCAACUAGUUUUUUCGGACAUAAUAAAAUCAAAACUAAAAGGAAGAGCAAGACAGGCAAUAGAAAUAAACUGCCACGCGACCUCAUGGGCAGAGAUUAAAAACAUACUACAGAAUAAUUUCGGGGAUAGACGUUCUUGCGAAGAACUCUUUGACGAAUUACGAAGCGUGACCUUUAGAACAAACACUUUAGAUUUUUACAACGACAUGAAAACCAGGUUACACAGGUUAAAUAACAAAUUAGUAACCAUUUUAGGAGAAACCGAAGCAACUAGAGAGAGUGCGAUGAACAACAAACGCACUGCCCUUAAUAUCUUUAAAAACAAACUUCCUGAACCAAUGAAAUCAAUCCUUUUCUGUAGGAACCCAGAAGACUUGGAACAUGCUAUGGACAUACUGUUCCAAGCCGGGUACGCACAUACAGGGAACAAUAACGUGAACAACAGCACAGAAGUAAAAACUCAUUCAAGUAAUAGGAAUACUGACUAAAGAAACUAUACACAAUACAAUAAAAAAGACAGUAGGAAUAGAACACAGUACGGGAAUUCCCAACAACUAUUCAACAGAAGGAAUUUCCAACCAAUGCCCCAAAAUAACGGAAGAAAUUACCAACAAUUCCAACCAUACCAACAAGCAAACCCACAAAACCCCAGUCCUAUAAACCCAUCCUUCCAGAGACCAAAUUUCAGAAACCAACCGGAACCUAUGGACAUAGGAAAAAUAGAAGUGGCUGAAAAUUUUCAGGAAUCAGCCUCAAGAAUAAAUUACCAUUUAUAAUAAUAAAAACAAAGAUAGAUUUUAUAAGACUUAUAAUAGACACAGGCGCAACAAACUCCAUUUUAAAUCCGGGUAUCUGCGACCCCAAAAGAAUUCAUCCAACUAGCCCACUUUUAAUUAAAACUCUCCAACAUCGAAUUUACGUUGACAAAAAAGCAAUAGUACCCAUGUUCGAAGAAUUUAGCGACAUUGGAACUAAUAAACCAAUAGAAUUUUAUAUAAUAAAAUUUCAUAACUUUUUUGACGGUCUAAUAGGUAACGAUAUAUUGAGACCACUAAAUGCCUGUAUCGAUUAUAAAAAGAACGAAAUAAAUAUCGGUAACAAGACACUCCCUAUGCACUUCGAAAACGAAAACUUAAAUGAACGAAAGAUAGUAGUACCAGAUGACUCUGACCUAGUAUAUUAUAAGGAAGAAAACGGCGGAAACAUUGUAAGAGAGGGAAUUUUAAAUGUAAGAAAUCAAGAAGCAAAGAUAAACUUACUAUCUGAAACCAAUCGGGUGACUACGCAAAAAGUAGAUCACGAAAAUUUUAGCAUAAUCGAAAAUAAAGAAUCUAAACCAUUGGCUGACCAAAUUAGAAUAGGGCACUUGAACCCCGAGGAAAGGUCACAAUUGUUGCAAAUAAUAAAAGAAUAUCGUAAUAUUUUUUACCAGGAAAAUGAAGGACUUUCAUUUACUUCAGCAAUAAAACAUAGAAUUAGAACUACAAACAACAUACCUAUAUUUUCUAAGUCAUAUAGGUACCCGUACGUACAUAAGGAAGAAGUCACAGAUCAAAUCCAAGAAAUGUUAAAACACGGGAUAAUUAGGAAUAGCAAUUCUCCCUACUCAGCCCCAAUUUGGAUCGUGCCAAAGAAGGCCGAUGCCAGCGGGAAACCAAAGUGGAGACUAGUAAUUGACUAUCGUAAACUGAACGAAGUAACGAUCGAUGAUAAGUUUCCCAUCCCGAACAUAGACGAGAUUCUUGAAAAACUGGGAAGAAGCCAGUACUUCACUACACUCGAUCUGGCGAAGGGUUUCCACCAAAUCGAGAUAGAGGAAGAAGACAUCCACAAAACUGCAUUUAGUGUCGAAGGAGGGCACUAUGAAUUUCUGCGAAUGCCUUUCGGACUAAAAACAGCCCCUGCAACGUUCCAGAGAUUGAUGAAUAAUCUACUCCAAGAUUAUAUCAACAAAAUCUGCCUAGUAUACCUGGACGAUAUAAUCAUAUUUUCAACAUCCUUACAGGAACAUAUGAACUCACUUAGACUUAUAUUCGCAAGAUUACAGGAGGCAAAUUUAAAAGUGCAGUUAGAUAAAUCAGAAUUUCUAAAAAAGGAAACAGAGUUCCUUGGGCACAUAAUUACAACGGAAGGAGUCAAGCCCAAUCCUAAAAAGAUAGAAUGCGUUGUUAACUUCCCAAUACCCAAAACAGCAAAACAGAUCAAGCAAUUCUUAGGGCUCACAGGCUACUACAGGAAGUUCAUAAAGGACUACUCGGCUAUAGCUAAACCAAUGACUAGGUGCUUAAAGAAAGAUUCACAGAUAAAUAUAAAUGACUCGGACUACGAAAAAAGUUUUAACACCCUCAAGACCCUACUAACGCAUGAUCCAAUAUUAACAUACCCAAACUUUUCUAAAACAUUUACAUUGACAACGGACGCGAGUAAUUACGCUUUGGGAGCGGUACUUUCGCAAGAUAAUCAUCCAGUAUGCUACGCCAGUCGCACCCUUAAUACGCAUGAAACAAAUUAUAGCACAAUAGAGAAGGAAUUAUUGGCAAUCGUGUGGGCUACAAAAUAUUUUAGGCCAUACCUUUUUGGUCGUAAGUUUAUAAUAGAGACAGAUCACAAGCCACUGACAUGGCUCUUUUCUAUAAAGGAACCAAACUUUGUUAGGUGAAGAUUAAGACUAUCUGAAUACGAUUAUGAUAUUAGGUACAAGAAAGGAACAAAGAAUAGUAAUGCCGACGCUUUGUCAAGGAUUGAAAUUGAACCCAGCAUUAAUACACUAGAAUGCGACAGGGGAACGAUAAAAAGUACUACUUCACCAAUUAAUAUGUUUAAAAAUCAAGUAGUUAUAAUAAAAACUACCUCUGGAUCAUUAAGAAUAAAAAAUAAAUCUGUUUUUAAAAAUAAAAGAAGAAUAAUUUCUAUGAAGGAAAUGGACAGGGAAACAGCAAUUACAAUACUAAAGAAUCAUUUUAAUCCAACACAACUGAAUGCUAUUUUUAUCGAAGACGAAUUUUAUACUAUGUUUAAAACUGUUUACGAAGAACUAUUUUCAAAUAACCCAAAUUUUAAAGUACUUAGAUCUACACUCAUGACGGAAGACAUAGAAGACGAAAAUCGAUUAACUGAAAUUAUUAAAAACGAACAUCUUGACAAAAACCAUAGAGGAAUUCAGGCAGUAUAUAAAGAAUUAAUUACGCGAAUUUACAAUCCUAAAUUAAAACAAAGGAUAACUCAGUUCAUAAAUAACUGUGAAAUUUGUAACUUAGAAAAAUACGAUAGGAAACCCCCAAAAAUCCCUUACAAAAUUACAGAAACUCCAUCCAAACCUCUGGAAACAUUACAUAUAGACGUAUUUUAUACUUUAGGUAAGAAACUUUUUAUGACAGCAAUUGAUAAAUUUUCGAAGUUCGCGUUAGCAUUUCAAAUAAACGGUAGGAGUUGGACAGAAUUUAAAACAAAACUUUUGCUGAUAAUCAAUACUUAUGGGAAAAUAAAUAGAAUUGUUGUGGAUAAUGAACUAGGCUUUAAAGCUAUACCGAUGCAAGAAUUUUUGAAAAAGGAGAACGUAGAUAUUCACUAUACUUCCAAUAGUAACCAUACGUCUAACGCCGACAUUGAGAGACUACACAACACAAUCAAUGAGCACAUACGCUUGUUAAGGCACGAUAAAGAAAACAAAGACGAAAGUAUAGAAGAUAAAAUGAUAAGAAUAAUAGGUUUUUAUAAUAAUACAAUACAUAGCACGAUUGAUUUUGUAAAUGGCAAAGUACAUGAAGAUAGAUACAAAGAAAUUCAUGAUCUUAUAAAUUCAAAGAAAGAAAAGUACAUUCAGAAGAAUGAAAACCGGAAGGAUAUAGAAUUAGAAGGCGGACCAAAUUACAUUAGAGAGAUAAGAGGGGGUAAAAACCACAGAAAAUACAGGAAAAUUAAUGCUGAAAAAAUAGAUGAUGACCACUUACAGAUAACAGAAACUGGACAUAAAUAUUAUAAAGCUCACGUUAGACCUAAGAAGAAAUACCAAGACAAGAGUAACCCCUAAAUCAAAGCUACAAUUAAAUAAAAGUAAUUUUUUUAGAUGAUUUUAUAAAAAUUAACGAUGAUUGUUUAAACAAAAUACUAAACUUUGAAGAAGCUAAUUGCAAAAUGCAAACAUUAAAUACACAAGAGAUAAGCGAAAUAAUUCCUGGAGUACUAAUUCUUAAACAUUUUAACAGCACAAUAUCCCAUAACUGCAACAAAGCUAAAUUAAACAUUUCAGGAAAUUACUUAAUCAAAUUCGAAAAUUGUGAAAUAAACGCGUUAAACAAGACUUUUACAAAUGUCAAAAUAAAAAUACAAGACAAGUUUAUUCUUCCUAAUAUCAUUACAAAAAUUAAAGACAAUAGUAAUACAACACUAGCAGACAUAAAAAUUGAAUCUUUAUACCUGAAGCAAAUAGAAUACGAAGAAACACUGAAAAAUAUACUAUAAACCGAUAAGAACUCAAAAAUACUUAGUUUUGGUAUAGAUAUCUCAAUUAUUAUAUCAAUAUGUAUCUUAAUUAUUUUUAUAUACCUCUUUAAGAAUACAAAAACAUAUAUUCCAAAUGUACAAUUAAAAAAUGAAACUACUAUAAACAAUCCGGCAAAGAUAAUAUAAUUUCGUCGGAGCCUCAAACUAACGGUGGGGGUGUUAUAAAGAAUAUUAAUUUAUUGAGUUUUCCAAAUAAUUCUUUGUCCAAGUGCAUUUUCGCCAACGAAAAUGCAACAGUUAAUAAAAUGUACCAUUAAUUCCACUAACGAAAAUGCAACAGUCAACAAAAUGUACCAUUAAUUCCGAAGAAUUUUAAUAAUUUGUAUUUAUUGUUCAUUCAAGUGCAUUUCCGCUAACGAAAAUGCAACAGUUAAACAAGAAACAUUUCUUAAGAAUUUUUACGCAAGCAUUUAUUUUUAAGUUAUUGCAAGCAAGCAAAAUAUUAGUAUUUAAGAAAGCACAAAAUAAAACGGAAUGCUGAUUAUCGAUUCAAACUUCAACCCAGUUGUUUAAUUAUUCGUUGUUCAUCACUUCGGUGAAAAAAGUUUUCGUCUCUAGAAUUAAUUUUGAUCUUUGCUUCUGCAAUUGUAGAUCGAAUUCUUUCCGAUCUUCUUUCAAUUGCCUGCUCUAUACAGUGUUUCCUUUUAUCUGUUGGGCUUAUUGCCCUUGCUCCUAUCUCCGUGUCUUGGGUUGCGCGUUCCAUUUUGAGCUGUUCAGCUCUUUUCCUACCAUGUGCGGCUUCGCAUUUCUGUCGCAAUUUUUCAUACACAUUGUUGGCAAAGUAUUCAUGAUUCGGCGCUACUUUCCCUGCCAAGUUUACAUGGUUGCUGUGGAAUUCGCUCCAUCGCACCUCAAUAACCUCUAAUUCAUUUUGAUCGCACCGUGCUGAAAUUUCACUUUUCAGCACCUGUUGGCGUUUCAACAAGUCCGCAAUGUUCGACAUUUUUAAUUAAUAUUUUUUUACUAAACUGUUCUUAUUCUUCAAAAAAUCGUUGGAGGUAAUUGUUUUGGUCGCCCGGUUGAACUUGCUGUGCCUCGAUUCACAGCCGCUGAAUAUUUUUUUAAUAACAGUUUUUAACACAGCGUUCAGUUUCGUACUAAAACGGCUGACGUGAUUAUAUAAAUACGCGGGAAUAUGGACCCGUCUUACGAUUUCUUCUCAAUGUUUUGUAUAUUUUAUUUUGCCUGUAUUUUCAUAAGUAGUAGGGCUUUUUUAAUUUGGCUGAGCUCUUUUUUAGACUCGAAGGACCAAAUAUUUAAAACUCAACAAAGAUUUUGUUAACCUUACCACUGGUGGGGGGCAAUUCAAAAUAGUCUUUCGUUAAGUGAGAAUUUAUUCAUUCUGUUUUAUUGUUAAAAAUGUAAACCUUAUACAUAUACUAUUUCAGAAGUCUUACUUAUCUAAUUAAAUAUUGUAUAUGUGUAAUAGGUUGGGUCGAUUCCGGACUUUUUUCGAUUCGGGAUUUCUAAUAGUGCGGAAAAGUUGCCUUAGUACUUCCUGAUUCCAAUGCAACUUUUUGUUUUGAGAUCGGAUUGCAUCUUCAACCCCAACUCCGGCCUUGAAAUUUCGGAAAUUCGCCUAAAAUCGUGAAAUUGUCUACCUAGCGCCUGAAAUACGCAUCUCAUGGCAAAAUGUAUAAAACAAAAGUUAUUUGUCACGUCUUUUGCUACCGAAAUGUAUAUGUAUGUGAUCAUGGCUGCAGGACGAACCGUUCCCGAGAUACGAGCGAAAGUGCGGCGCGCCACAGCGCAAGGUGAAAAUUGUUGCAGCUCUCAGCUAACCUGUAUUGGUCACCCAGAACCCACCGCGUGGAGGUGGCUGCUCUUCGAGUUCCUCCCAAGCCCAACCCAACCAACUAACCAUAUGUCAGGCUUGUUUUAGUCUGAAUCUGUGCCAAAUUUAUUGAUAAAAUCAGAUUUUGUACUAAACUUUGGCACUUGUUGCCUAGAUUUCAGUGUAGAGCGUAUAAAACGAUCACGAGAUUGGGGGCCAAUAACUUCAGAAGAUGCCUCUGUCACCAGUUUGACGGUUCUCUCGACUGCCACGGUGUGAGAGGGGACUUCACUAAAUUUGCAUACCUCUGCAGUGUCUCCCGACAGCCCUUUUAUGAGUUCUUCGUUAGAAACUGAACAAAGAACUGGUGGAACAGUCAAGGUAAUAGUCUUCCAGUUAAUCAUAUCGUAAUAAUUAUUAGCUUUGAAAUUCACCUUUGGCACUUUAUUACAUCUAACCCUUCCAUUUACAGUGUCAGACUCUGCUUCUCUGGCAGCCAGAAGACGGUCAAGGGCCAACUUUCUGACUUCUAUCCGUUCGUCAGUCAUCAUACUAAGGAGAAUGUUUUCUGGAAGAGCAAAGAAAGCAUUCUGUUGAAUGGAUGAAUCGACAACCUUGCGCAGUUUAGCAGGUAAGUAUCUCGACCUUUGAAUUGCAGCAUAGAAAUGGCGCGAGCCAUCUUUGAUUGAACUGUUGAAUCUUAUUGAGAACCACAAAGGUGAGUAAACUGUAAGUAUGUACUUGACCAAAAUCUUUAUUUCUUUUGUUCGUUUGUCAGUAGAAAUGUAUAAUCUCAGAAUUCUAUUUACACAGGUGAGCCAGCGAGAUUUGCACAUGUUACCUGGAUGCAUCGACGCUAAAUCUGAGGAACAUUGACCGGAAAUAACAGCUUCUGAUAUUUUAUAGAGAUAAGCUUAGUCUGUGCUAAGUUGGGUCGGAUUAAUAACCUCAGAAGGUAAUUGGCAGGAUGGAAAACUUUCAAAUUUGACAACAGGCAACUUCUCACAAUCAGGGAGCAGUUUACCUAUGUUGCCAGAGAAUGUAUUUGGACUCUUUGAGACACCAUCUUUGUGUUCGAAAAGAACACGAAAUAGAAGUUCGUUGAAAUGUAGAAGACAAACAACCCCCUGUAAUGGCCUACCUAUUCUUUCUUCUAGUUUUCGAAUGAUUCCACCUUUCCAACCUGUGUUCGUGUUGGUGCCAUCAACACCGACAACUUCUAGAUGUUCCACAUCAACUGAAUUGUCUUGUAAAUGUUGCCAUAUAGCUUGCGUCUCAUCCUCAGCUGACCCGGAAGGAGAGGUGACGUGGCCAAAGUAAUGACAACCAGGUUCCGCUAUAAGAGAAAUAUGUUCCUCUUUGACAGUGUCGCGGUAGUACCUUUCACCUUCGCUGACUUGUGUAAGUGUAUUGUCUUUGCGGCCGUCAAAAUACAGCCCAUAUACAGAGUCAAUACUUUCGGUGUUUUGGAGCUUAACUCCAACACUUUUUUUUGCCCGACUAAUCUUGCAUUUGUCAGUGACAAAGCUAGCCUGAUCCUCUGUUAUCAACCCUGCUUUUUGGCAUCCAGAAAAGCAGAUGAAACAAUCAAGGCCGCUGCUCUAUCACUUACUCCAAAUCUUUGGGCAGCAAAAGCAGUGUGUUCUAAUACUAGUGUGUUUUGUUUAGUUUUAGAGGAUGGAAGAGAAAUUCAUCAUCAGCAUCGUUUUUGGAAGAAUCCAUGUGCGACGCACCUACAUUGUUGUCGUCUGUAUGAGAGUCUGGCUGAUACUUUUCUGGUAAGUGUUGAUGUUGAAUGACGUUUUGAAAGUUUUUCUUUACGUUCAUUUUUCUUUGUAAUCUGUUUUGUUUCACGUAGAUCAACACUUCCAAUGCGACCAAUUCUUCUGGUGCUCUGGUCCAAGUGAAAUGGUUGUUCAUUGAUAGGAACUUUCCUUUCCUUUGGACAAGUGCAAGAAGAAAAAUAAAUGCAUUUACAAGCAGCGACGUCAAAUAAUUUUCCGGCAGAAGAGACAAAGUCGUCUCUUUUAGAGCUCAAACCUAUUGGGUUCCUUAAAAACAUUUGUUUAACACGUUCCCUGUCCAAUGUAUCACAUGUGAUACAAAAUUAUUUUCUUGUACCAUGUGUACAGCGUCCAUGUAUCAUAUAUGAUACAUAUGAUAUAUGAUAUCCCUGUCCCCAUACAAAAAUUAAUUUUUAAUUUUAAUUCAUAUAUGAUACAAAGAGCGUAUGCAAUUCAACUUCGUAGUGGCACGUUCGUGUAUCAUAGCUGAUACAAAUUUUUUUUUACCGUUAUAUCGCUGUCAAGAUGUGUGGGAUAGUUCAAAAAUACAUCGAUAACCUCUAAAAACGCCUACAGCAAUAUAAUUUCAAAAAUAAGUGUUGCACGUGUACCGUUAAAAAUUAAUUUUUGUAUGGGGACAGGGAACGUGUUAAGAGUCAG